Molecule: messenger RNA, 1298 nt
Organism: Rhipicephalus microplus (southern cattle tick)
Lineage: Eukaryota; Metazoa; Arthropoda; Arachnida; Ixodida; Ixodidae
Product: CCR4-NOT transcription complex subunit 7-like
Source: RefSeq, a predicted model, not a curated record
AUGAUCCUGCCUGGGCCGGGCACUGAAUCUUGCCAAGCUUUACAUGGGAGUGGCCGUUGUAUUCUUGAAGGUGGAGGCUGCAGCCCUGACCAUGCAGAGAUCCUGCCUGGGCCUGGCCCUGUGUUAAUCCCCCAAGCCGACAUUGCUGGCAGUGCUGUUGACAAAGAAAGAUAUGGGCCUGUAGCCCUCAGCAGGCCAGGUAUUAUCCGAGAGGUGUGGGCCUCUAACCUUGAGGAAGCAUUCAAGGCCAUCAGGCAAACGGUCCAGCAGUAUAACUAUGUUGCUAUGGACACAGAGUUUCCUGGAAUCGUGGCACAUCCCAUCGGGGUGUUUCGCAGUGCCGCGGAAUACCAGUAUCAACUGGUGCGAUGUAACGUAGACCUACUCAAGAUCAUCCAGCUCGGGCUCACCUUUCUUGACGAAGCUGGCAACCCUGCCCCAGACUGCUGCACCUGGCAGUUCAACUUCAAGUUCAAUCUGAAUUCAGACAUGCAUGCAGAAGAUUCAAUUCAGCUGCUAAUCAACUCGGGCAUACAGUUUGCGAAGCACAGUGUAGAAGGCAUUGAGCCGUAUGAAUUUGGACAGCUUCUCACAACAUCUGGUGUCGUCUACUCUGAAAAGGUCUGGUGGCUCACUUUUCAUAGUGGGUAUGACUUUGGCUACCUAAUGAAAUUGUUAACAAACAUGAAGCUGCCUGAAGGUGACGCUGAGUUUUCUGAACUGCUGCGGAUCAUGUUCCCAAACAUAUAUGAUCUCAAGUUUCUCAUGAGGGGCUGCAAUUUCCUUCGAGGAGGCUUACAGUUACUGGCCAAUCAACUUCAAAUAGAACGUGUUGGACAACAACAUCAGGCGGGUAGUGACAGCUUGCUUACAGCUGGAGCCUUUUUUAAGAUGCGGCAAGUGUUCUUCAGUGACCAGAUCGACAAUGCCAAGUACUGCGGACAAAUAUAUGGCCUGGGUCCAGCAUUCGACUCAACUGGUAGCUUUUGCACUACUGAGAGCGAUCCCCUGCCUCCGCCUGUGAUCAGAAAAUUUUUAUUUUGAUGGCGUUCCUUGGUGCUUCCCACCAGUGCACCCGCUUCUCCUCAAGAGAGCCCAGCUGUGCUUUUCUGACUUUGUAUAACCAGGACUACCGGUGUGUGUGAUGUGCCUUGCUAUAAGCUCUGCUUUCACAGUUGCUCCAGAGACCCUCCCUGUGUCUUUUCACACUCUACACACUGUACCACUUUUCCGGUGACCUCAUCUCCUGGCUCUGUAGUCCACUUUUAUCCGGAAAAAAAAAUUUGUCGUUCCUCGCA